Messenger RNA from Aspergillus puulaauensis, 1134 nucleotides. RefSeq lists its product as uncharacterized. NCBI's taxonomy places the organism in Eukaryota, Fungi, Ascomycota, Eurotiomycetes, Eurotiales, Aspergillaceae. The record is from RefSeq and is a predicted model, not a curated record. Bases 1 to 1134 code for a protein of 377 amino acids. The transcript has a single exon. Gene Ontology annotation, molecular function: sarcosine oxidase activity; flavin adenine dinucleotide binding.
AUGGACUACGACAUCGCCGUCAUCGGCCUCGGCGCCCUAGGCAGCGGCGCCGCAUACCACUCCGCCGCCAAAGGCGCCAAAGUGCUGGGGCUCGAACAGUUCGAAUUCGGACACGUCCGGGGCGCAUCCCACGAUACAUCGCGGAUCGUACGCACCUCCUACGGCGCCCCCGAGUACGUCAAGCUCGCGCAAUCGUCCUACCGGGACUGGGCGGAGCUCGAACAGCGAACGGGUCAGAAAUGGCUACACAUCAACGGCGGGAUUAUCGUCUUCCCCAAGGACUCGCCUAAUAAGGCGCGCGACUGGACGGAGAGUCUUGAUGCGAAUGCGCAGCCGUAUGAAUUGCUUACUGCCGCUGAAGUCAAGGCGAGAUGGCCGCAGUUUACCCUCCCUGAGGGCGCGGAGACGGUGUAUACGGCUGAUAUGGGACUCGUGCAUGCAAGCAAGUCUGUUGCGGCGAUGCAGUAUGCUGCGCGGGCGUUGGGGGCUGUUUUGAAAGAGAACACGCGUGUUGACCGUGUUGUGCCUCAAGCCGGGGGUGGGGCUAUAGUUGAAACGUCGCGUGGUCGAUAUUCGGUGCGAAAGGUGAUUAUCACUGCGGAUGCGUGGGCAAAUAAGCUGCUUGCACCUUUGGGCGCUGGGAUCCCGCUUGAUGUGAUGCAGGAGCAGGUUACGUACUUCAAGCCGCAGAACCCCGAGGAGUACGACGGGGAGAAGUUCCCUGUGUGGGCGUACGCCGGGGAGCACUUCUUCUACGGGUUUCCGGCGUUCGGGGAGCCGACUAUCAAGGCUGGGCGGGAUGUCUCGUAUAACCGGAUGGACGCUGAUGAGCGGUCGUUUGUGCACUCGGAGGACUUGCUGAAGGAGCUUGAGGGGUUGAUGGGGAGUUUUAUACCUGGUAAAGGCCAGACGCUGAGGACGGUUACGUGCCAGUAUGCGAUUACGCCGGAGAGGCAGUUCAUCAUCAGUCCCCUGGAGAAGCAUCGCGAUGUGCUUGUUGGUCUGGGUGGUGGACACGCCUUCAAGUUUGCGCCGACGUUUGGGCGAGUGCUGGCGGAGCUGGCGAUUGAUGGGAAGACCACCGAUGACAUCUCCAAGUUUGGCAUUCCCAAGGCUCCAGACAGCAAGUUGUAG